Pomacea canaliculata is the source of this 3016-nucleotide messenger RNA. RefSeq names its product exocyst complex component 7-like. The transcript has 21 exons. Gene Ontology annotation, biological process: exocytosis. The coding region runs from base 105 to 2210 and encodes 701 amino acids. Lineage: Eukaryota; Metazoa; Mollusca; Gastropoda; Architaenioglossa; Ampullariidae. Gene Ontology annotation, molecular function: phosphatidylinositol-4,5-bisphosphate binding. Gene Ontology annotation, cellular component: exocyst. The record is from RefSeq and is a predicted model, not a curated record.
ACAUUCUCGCGAAUAAGUACGAGACCUCGCAGACGACAGUGGCUGCGACAGGAAGAGAAUAGGACUUACACCCCUUUCUCCCUUAUGCUGUUUACAAUAACGCGAUGGACGAACUAGCAGAGUUAAAGUAUGACAUCGACCGAAAGCUUGAUAAGGAAGCAAAUAAUCUUGCAAUGCUAAAAGACUGUUUAAGUCGAUGCAGUGCAAAUUCUCAGAAUAUGUUGGGCAUACUAACAAGUUUUGAGAGCAGGCUUCAGCGACUUGAAAGCACGAUUGUUCCUGUCUAUAAUGAGACUGAAAAUCUUCGAAGACGCCAAGAAAAUAUUGAAAAAACUAUGCAUAGUCUUGACACUGUGCUAAGCCAUUAUCAUGCAGCUAAAGAUGUUGAGGCAACAAUCAAAGAAGGGCCAGCUGCCUGUGACCUUGAUACAUAUCUGGCAUGCAUGGAGAAAGUGUUAAAGGCGCAGAAGUACUUUCAGGCACAGACAGGUGGCAAAAAGGAGCUAGAAAUUAUUAGUCACAUUUUUAUAGAUGGUAUACAGGCACUGCAGCAUGAAUUUCGCUCUUUGCUGAACCGUCAUGGACAUCCAGUUCCACCUGUUGUUAUUGUUGACUUGCUGUCAGCAGAUGAAGAUCUGCCACCAGUUGGAACUGACAGGGAUGUUGGAUUAGAACAACUUCCAGAAAAGGUGGUUACAGAUCUGAUAACUAUUUCACAGUGGCUGGUGGAACAAGGUCAAUCACUUGAUCAUCUCAAGUCAUAUGGACAGGCUCGUGCCAACAUACUUGCACGCUCUUUACAAGGGUUGAAAGAGCACCUGCGCUCUUCAAGUGGCACUUCAUCACAGCUUUCUUUUAUCAGUCAGAAUUCUCCAUCCAUUGGAGGGAAAUUUCGGGGGUCAAAGGAUGCACCUUCAAGAAAAAGUAUGAUGCGGCUUGUCAAUAACUUUACAAAAAAGGCAUCUAGUGCCCUGAAUAAAUCAACUUUUGAACCAGGGCACAGGCGUCAAGGGUCAGCAGCAAAUGACAGCACACGAGACGAUUCAGCAGACUUAGAAGCAGACUUGUACAUCAGUGAACUCAGUGCACUACUCAGACUCAUGCAGAGUGAGCUGCACCUGAUGAAGGGCAUAGUGCCUCAGAAGAACAAGAGAAAUGUUUUUGAUACUGUCAUACAGCAAGCCCUUGACACUGUAGUAUCUGAAGGCGAGAUGAUUGCAACAGCAACCCGAAAGAGUAUGCAGCGCCAUGAAUACUCUGCAGUUCUGUCUAUUUUCCCUAUCGUUCGUCACCUGAGAUCCAUCAAGCCAGAAUUUGAUUUAAUAUUAGAGGGCUGUCAAGCACCUACAAGAUUAAAACUUGCUUCUUUGUUAUCGACUCUUGAUAGCACGGGUGCCAAGGCACUAGAAGAAUUCACAGACAGCAUAAGAAAUGAUCCGGAUAAAGCUUCAAACAUGCCUAAAGAUGGAACAGUUCAUGAGUUAACAAAUCAUACUAUAAUAUUCUUGGAGCAAUUAACAGAGUAUGCAGAAACUGCAGGAGCAAUGUUGCUGAUGCAUGGUGAGCAAGCUACUCCAUCGGCGAUGAUAACACCAGAAACAUGCAAAAUGAAAGUUGCAGACUACAUGACUCGAGUGUUGUCAGCACUGGGUUUGAAUUUGAGUAACAAAUCAGAAACAUACAGUGAGCCAGGCCUGCGCCCAAUCUUCAUGCUGAAUAACUUCAAUUACAUCAUCAAAUCUUUGCGUAAGACAGGGCUAUUAGACUUGCUGCUGCUGUGGAACAAAGAGGUAGCUUUAUACUAUGAAGAGCAAAUAAGGGAGCAGAAGAGGAUUUACUCACAGAGCUGGAGUAAGGUGUUGCACUAUAUACUGGAGAUGGACAAACCCAUGUCAUUACAGAGAGCACAGAACAUAGAUUCUACAGUUAAACUGAAAGAUAAAGAAAGGCAGAACAUAAAGGACAAGUUUACUGGCUUUAACAAAGAAUUGGAAGAGAUCCACCGCAUACAGAAAGCCUAUGCUAUUCCUGACCCUGAACUGCGUCAACAGCUUAUUAAGGAAAACAAAGAGUACAUGGUGCCAAGAUAUCAGAUGUUUUACACAAAAUACAGUGUCCUCAGCUUUACAAAAAACAGAGCAAAAUAUGUGAAGUUUGAUGUCCAGGCUGUGGGCAAGCUCUUGGAAAGUUUCUUUGAUGCUUCGGCCUAAAUUGUUCAGGAGCCCAGAGUUGAGGCAGUUGUUGGUACCAUGUCAGACCUUGGUACAGAUCUGUGAAGUGUGUCUGCAAGAGUUUGCCUUGUUUUUGUUGUAAAGUGACAGCCUACAUUUGUUAAAAUAUAUUUGUGAUCAGCUUUCCUGCAUAAAGGAAACUCGUAUGUGUCCUCUAAUUGUGUGACAGAAAUUGUACAUUGGAUAUCUUCCUCGAGAUAAUGAUAAAUAAAUGAAUGUGUAAAGUGCAUGUGGAUGCAAGCUCGUUGUGCUGCACACACAAGACUACAAACAAACCGGCAGUCAACCAAACAAGAACCAUAAGCAUCAACAGUCGAAUGACACCAUGCAGACAUGAAAUAAGUGCACGAAUGAAGAUGAAGAACUGAGGAGUGAGCAGAAAACUUGUUCAUAAAAAUGUGUUGGAUUCAGUGGCAUAUGUCCAGUUUGGUGUAAAUAUUUGUUGCACUAGAAAGUUGAAAUUCUCCUUUUUAAUGGAAACUUAUCUGAGGAUUUCCAUUUGUAAACUAGAAAAUGCUGCACGCUUCCUGUUUCACAUAACACAAAGCUUUAUAAUAUGUAUGUUUUCUAAACUGAUCUGAUACGGGAUUGCAUUCUAGAUAUCACGCCAGUGUCACUGAAUAAAGCUUACAUCUAGUGAGGACAAAUUAAAUGCUUCAGUGUUAUUUGAGGCUGGUAGAUAUUUUCAAAUAAUACAAAAACAUCAGGUUUUCUAGAGAUAUUACAUGCUAAUUUAUAUGUGCAAUAUUCUGUCUACCAAAUAUACAUUAAAAAAAUAUAACUUA